UAAUGCUGGAUGGGGUUUAUCUGUUUUCAUUUUAAAAUUCAAGCCUGGAGGAGCUUGUCUCAGGAGAGGCAAUGCCGCCUGCGCCCAUGCUCCUGCAGAGCCAAGCACUGCAUCGCUCUGUUAGUUUAAUUGCUCUCUCCCUGGCAUGGAGAUGGGCAGGGUGCAGGAGUCCAAAUGAUUUGGAUACCAGUGGACCUGAACCAUUAAACACUCCUCACUGGAAGCCCUGAGUGAAGACAUGCAGCAAGCUGUUUCCACUGCCACGGGACAGCGCACCAGGCAGGGCCAAAGCUGCUGUGUGGCUUUGGGGACUUGAGGUUGCCAAAAAUGGCCAGCUGCAGGCUGCUCCCAGCCCAGCCUGGACAGAAGGAGGUCGGUGUGAAUGGCAACACUGAAGCUUAAGGCUGGGAUGGGGCAAUGAAGACCACAUCCCCACAGUCAGUAGGGAGAGUUUGGCGAUGUCCACGUUGGGUUGUUUGGCUCUUGUUGCUCUCCAUCCUGGCCGAACAGGGAGGAUCCUCCUCGCCUUUUGAGUCAGCAGCCAGUUUCGUUAUGAGGUCUUGCUUCUUCCCCAAGCUCUCUCCCUGCUGCCACAGGAAUAAUCCCACUGGACGUUUCUGUAACGGACAAGGUAACAUAACAUGAUAAUGGCACCAUCAUUGGCUUUCGGCCCCCAAACAACACAUCUCCACCAGAGAGCAAUAAUUACCCUGGGUGCAGCCUCUUUGUAAGUUUGGAUUUCCCAAAAGUGUUCACCCCCCUGAUCUGGAUUGCCAAAAUGCUUUUCAAAGAGGCUUGGCUUGAAAAUGAUGCAGAGUAGUCAUACUAUUUGAAGGCAUCUUCAGAUAGCUCCUUCCACAUUGCCUUUCCAGAGUCACUGUGUGCUUGCACCUUCAUACUCUUGGUUCUCCUGAGCUCCCUACUCCAGGGGGUGCAAUUUCAGCCCCUGCACCAGGUUCCCCAGGACAAGCAGAGCUCUCUUGUCCCAGGCUCAAAGGGCCACACAUGCUGCUGCCUGAGGGACAGAGGUGAGGGCUGAGCACCUCUAGUUAAUGGGCUUAAGUGCUAAUUAAUUAUUAGAUAUGGGCAUAGUGGGGAUAGCCCAGACCUGGAUUUUGCAGACAUUCAGCUUUGUUAAUCAGUUCUGUCCCCUGUACGUACAGCAGCAGCCAGGGGCCUGGGGAGACGAAGCCUUGGGGGACACCCCCCUCCCCCCAAACCCAGUGCGAGUUGAGCACACUGCUUUGCAGCCCAACCCACAGUUACUCUCCAACAGGCAGACCCUUUCAAAGUCCAUGGUCUAAAAAGUCCAUUCCUGGACUUUGUUAAUGCAACUCUGCUUCAGAGUUGAUCUUGCACAUCAGGCAAUCACAUAGUCUGAAUUCAUCAGCCUUCCUUAGGAGAAGGUGGGAGACCCAGGUGUCCCUAGCUGGACCAGACCAGGAAGGACUAGGAGAGAAAUCAUGACCCAAGAGCGACUGUGGCAGGUCCUAGAUCCUUUGUGGGGAGAUCCUUGCACCCUCUCAGCUCUGGUCUGCAGUUCAGCUGCAGCCGUUGUGCUACUGAAAUGGCUGGGACGCAGGCAGAUCCAGCAAAAGAUGGAGGAAGCAAGGAGAACACGGGAUCUGGCCCUGGAGCGAAUGGAGAAGGCAGCUCACAGGUUUAAGCAAGAGAACCCAGGCACCCAGACUACACAUGUCCUCUCGCUGACAAUGGUGGAGCUGGUGGAGAAGCUGAAGGAGGGGACCUUGUCCCCAGAAAGUGUCCUCUACUCCUACAUGGGCAAAGCUUUGGAGGUGACUCGGGAGGUGAACUGUGUGAUAGACUUCAUUCAUGGCUGUGAGGAUCAGCUCCAGAAACUGAAGAAGCAGAAGGAGAAGGGGCUGCUCUAUGGCAUUCCCAUCAGCAUCAAAGACCACAUUAACUGCAAGGGCCACAUCUCUUCUGGAGGGAUGGUGAAGUUCCUGGGACAAGUGAAGGAAGAGGACAGCGUUAUUGUCCAGGUUCUAAAGAGCCAAGGGGCAAUCCCCUUCGUGAAAACCAACAUCCCACAGACGAUGAUAAACUAUGACUGCAGCAAUCCCAUCUUCGGCCAGACGCUGAACCCUCUCAACCACCAGAAGAGUCCCGGGGGCUCUUCAGGAGGGGAGGGAGCUCUGAUUGCAGGAGGAGGCUCCAUCCUGGGCAUCGGGUCAGAUGUAGCUGGCAGCAUCCGCCUGCCAUCCAGCUUCUGCGGGCUGUGCGGGCUCAAACCCACAGGCAACAGGAUCAGCAAACUGGGUGUGGUUUCUCCUAUCACAGGAAUGAAAUCAGUGACGGGGAUGCUGGGGCCGAUGGCGAGAGAUGUGGACAGCCUGGCCCUCUGCAUGAAGGCACUGCUCUGUGAAGAGAUGUUCCGGCUGGACCCCACUGUGCCCCCCCUCCCUUUUGAUGAGGAGGUUUACACCAAUUCAAAGCCACUUCGGAUUGGGUAUUAUGAAGGAGAUGGGUACUUCCAGCCCUCACCCAGCAUGAAACGAGCCAUCCAGCAGACAAGAAAGCUCCUCCAGGAUGCAGGGCAUACACUUGUUCCUUUUGCGCCACCCAAGAUUGACUAUGUGGUAGACGAGCUGUUCACCAGAGGGAUUUUCUCGGAUGGUGCUGGUCAGCUGGUGGACUGCUUCAAAGGAGACAUCGUGGAUCCCAACCUGAAAUCCCAGUACAAUACGUACAGGCUUCCUGCUCUGGUGAAAAGGAUCUUGGCUAUUCUUUUGAAACCCAUAUACCCACGAAUUGCUCGGGAUCUCAGCGCUCUCUGUGGAGUGGGGUCUGCCAAAAACCUCUGGGAUCAGCAUGGAGCAGUGGCGGAUUACUGCACUGAAUUCAUUGCUAAAUGGAGGAAGCUAAGGCUGGAUGUGAUUCUUUGUCCUGCACUGGGGCCAGCCUUUAACCAUGGCUACGCUGGGAAGCUAUUUGCUGCAACCUCCUAUACCAAUUUAUACAAUGUCUUGAACUUCCCGGCUGGAGUGGUGCCAGUGACCACAGUCACAAGAGAUGAUGAAGAAGAACUGAAGCAUUAUCGAGGGCACUAUGGAGACCCUUGGGAUAAGAGGCUGAAAGAGGCUGUGGAAGGAGCCGUGGGGCUGCCGGUGGCCGUCCAAUGCGUGGCUCUGCCAUGGCAGGAGGAGAUGUGCCUUCGCUUCAUGAAGGAGGUGGAGACACUUGCCCACGGCACAAAGAGAAUUGUGUGAUUUCUGGGAACCUGCUUUCACUAUGAUGACUUUUCAUUCCCUGCCCUUCACUUGAGCCACCUUCUACCUGAUGCACAAAACAAAGUAGAUAGCGACUUGCAGACUCUGAACCACUGUUUCAAUAAACUUGUAAUGAAUGCUGUUUAAAAAUAGUCAGCAAAAA
This is a messenger RNA of Tyto alba (common barn owl), 3393 nucleotides long. Its product is annotated as vitamin D3 hydroxylase-associated protein. The record is from RefSeq and is a predicted model, not a curated record. NCBI's taxonomy places the organism in Eukaryota, Metazoa, Chordata, Aves, Strigiformes, Tytonidae. Gene Ontology annotation, molecular function: amidase activity; fatty acid amide hydrolase activity. Bases 1464 to 3230 code for a protein of 588 amino acids. The transcript is spliced from 15 exons. Gene Ontology annotation, biological process: fatty acid catabolic process.